CCGGAAGCCGGGUGUGUAUGGUCGGAUCGUGACGUCAUUAGCGACCGCAACAAAAGCAGUGUGCGUGUGUGUGUGAGGGAGCAGAUCAAUCAGCCGAUUUUAGAUCGAUUAGGAUGGCGUUCCAGAACCAGAAGAGCAACGUCAGAGCCGCGGGUAACCGUCUGAUCAUCAAAGGAGGAAAGAUCGUCAAUGACGACCAGUCGUUCUACGCCGAUGUCUAUGUCGAGGAUGGGACCAUCAAACAGAUUGGUGAGAAGCUGAUCGUUCCGUCCUGCGUGAAGAUGGUGGAUGCAUACGGUCAACUGGUGAUCCCCGGAGGAGUCGAUGCCAACACCAACCUGCACACUCCACAGAGAGGCAUGCACCCGGCCGACGACUUUUACCAGGGAACCAGGGCCGCCUUGUCCGGAGGAACCACCACCAUCAUGGACCAUGUGCUGGUGGAGCCGGGGACUAGUUUAUUGACGGCGUUCAAUCAGUGGAGGGAGACGGCGGACCAGAAGGCGUGCUGUGACUUCUCUCUCCACCUGGACAUCACGCGCUGGCAUGAAGGACUAUGCGAGGAGCUGGAGACACUUAUCAAAGAUCAAGGUGUGAACUCCUUCCUCUUCUUCAUGGCCUACAAAGACAAAUACCAGAGUUCUGACUCUCAGCUCUAUGAGGCGUUUGGGGUACUGCGGGAUCUUGGAGCCAUCGCACAGGUCCACGCUGAGAAUGGUGACAUCAUUGAUGAGGAACAGAAGAAGCUUCUCUUUCUCGGCAUCACUGGACCUGAAGGACAUGUUUUAUCACACCCUGAGGAGGUGGAGACUGAAGCGGUGUAUCGGGCAGUCACCAUCGCCAAACAGGCCAACUGUCCGCUAUACGUUACCAAGGUGAUGAGCAAAUCUGCUGCUGAUGUCAUCGCUAAAGCCAGGAAAAAAGGUAUUGUGGUGUACGGCGAACCAAUCACUGCCAGCCUUGCAACUGACGGCUCUCACUAUUGGUCCAAAGACUGGGCCACAGCUGCUGCAUUUGUCAUGAGCCCGCCUCUCAAUCGGGAUCCUUCAACUCCACAGUACCUGACCUCCCUGUUAGCAUGUGGAGAUCUCCAGGUGACGUCCAGUGCUCAGGCCAGCUUCUCCACAGCUCAGAAAGCUGUCGGUAAAGAUGACUUCACUCUGAUCCCAGAGGGAACCAACGGAAUUGAGGAGAGGAUGUCUGUGGUGUGGGAUAGAGCUGUGACUACAGGGAAGAUGGAUGAGAAUGAGUUUGUCGCAGUAACGAGCACCAACGCAUCUAAACUCUUCAACAUUUACCCACGCAAAGGAAGGAUCGCUGUAGGAUCAGAUGCUGACAUCGUCAUUUGGAAUCCAAAGGAGACACGAACUGUUUCUGCAAAGACUCACAACCUGACAGUGGAGGUGAACAUACUGGAGGGUUUGGAGCUUCGAGGCGUGGCGUCAGUGGUGAUCAGCGGCGGUCAAGUCGUUCUGGAGGACGGAAAACUCAACGUGGCCAAAGGUUCAGGACACUUCAUUCCCAGAAAGGGUUUCCCAGACGCGGUCUACAAGAGGAUCAGAGCCCGUAGCAAGAUGGCUGAGGCUCGCGGUGUCCCCCGUGGCAACUACGAUGGUCCGGUUCAUGAUGUCAUUAGCAUGACAACAUCGGUCCCUCCCACUCCGACCACCAGAGGGACCACCUGUCCAAAAACCCAGGCCAGCCUCCGAAACCUCCACCAAUCAGGAUUUACCCUGGCAGGAACUCAGAUCGAUGACCACAUACCUCGUCGCUCUGCUCAGAAGAUUGUGGCGCCGCCUGGUGGUCGAUCCAACAUUACAUCCUUAUCUUAAAAUGAGUAGAAACGAGCUGUCAAAACACUGCAGUUUCACCUUCACUGCUUGAUACAGCUCAACCCUUACAUAUCCUAUAACAGUAGAACUUUAGGUAGUACAAGGUCCUACAACAACCUUUCAACUAGUACUCCACCCUAUAACAACUACUACUGAACCCAACAGCUAGUAUUUAAUAGUUCAUAAACAGUACUAAACAGUAACUAGCGAUAAGGAAUCCUACAAUAAUGUUACAUUGACUCAUACUUACAACCUACAACUCAAAAAUGAGUUAUAUAUGCCCUAAAACAAGUACUAGACAUUUCAAUACUUUAGUAGAAUCAAACCCUUCGACAACGAUCCAACUAGUGCUAAAUUCAGACAAAGGUACUUCAACUCAUUCAACUCGGUACCAAUCCUGCUACAAAGGUAGUAAAAGUACCCUGCCCUACUAAACAAUGGUACGACAUUCACAGAAGUACAAAAUCUUGCAAACCCUAAAAUAUAUUUUACUUCAACUAGAACUGAAUGUUACAGUGACAAUAAUAUAACACUCCAAAAAGUACUCCAUACAGCCAGCACCUAAUCCUGAUAGAUGUGCUUCAGUUUUAAACCCUAAAACUAUUCAAAUGACACAAUCCCUGGAACAGGGGUACUACAACACUGCAAAUCCUACAACAACCACAUAACUAGUAGAAAACCCAAUAUCAAUAGUACCUAAAAAAACACUGAAACAUAUACCGUACAAUACGUAAUAAGCACUAGAACUGUACAACUAGCGCUAUAUCCUACAACAGUGGUACUGAAACUCUACAAAUACUCAUUCAAUGUUACAAAUCCUACAACUACUGUACAACUAGUACUUGAUGUUACAAAAAAAUCCCACACAAUGUUACUACACAUACCACGAAACAAUACAACUAUUUACUAGAUCCUACACUUAGUGUACUUCCACAGAACAAUAACAGCACUACAACCUCUCAUCUAGUACUAAAUCCUACAGCAAUGGUACAUUAACCAAAAAUGAAUUGGUUGGUUACUGGUCUCAGAAUCAGUCAUCUGACGUCUGUUAACCCUUAAACAUGUGUACUCAACAGCAUUCCAUUAUAUCUGUCCUAAAGUCAUCACUUCAUUGUGUUCUCUUUGACUCUCGGUGCUCUUGAUAAAGGCAAGAGCCCUGGUAGCACUUACUUACUAGUAAGGCAAGGCAUAUUUAUUUGUAUAGCACAUUUCAACAACAAGGCAAUUCAAAGUGCUUCACAUAAAACCAUUAAAAGCAUCAAAACAAAAUGCAAAAGAAAACAAUCAAGAACAUUCAUUAAAACAUUUUAAACAGUCACAAAGCAAGAAUAGAAUAAAAGUUGCAGUGCAGAUGUUUAGUUCCACGUUUAGUUCUGACUCUUGGACCAGGAAGUAGACCAGUCCCAGACCACCUGAGGGUUCGGGAUAGUUCAUAAGGUAGCAGCAGAUCACACAUGUAUUUAGGCCCUAAACCAUUCAGUGCUUUAUAGACCAGCAGCAGGAUUUUAAAGUAACUUCUUUGUUGGACAGGAAGCCAGUGCAAAGACCUCAGCUCUGGAGUGAUGUGAUCUACUUUCCUGGUCUUAGUGAGGACUCGAGCUGCAGCGUUCUCAUUCUGAAUCAGCUGCAGCUUUCUGACUUAGGUAUCACAUUACUUCAUCAUCAGACAUCUGAACACAACAUAGUAGAUAUAUAAGUACUUCCAGUACAGAGUUUUCUUUGGUAUAACUACUAUACUUGUUGUUCUCAAAUAUUUUUUUCGGCUUCAUCAAGAAACUUCUUCCAUUCUUUCCAUAAAUGCAGUCUGCUCAUCAUGAAUUUAAUUCAUAUAGUCCAACAUUCAUUGUUAUCAUGACUCUAAGGUCAAUAAUAACUCUAGUUCUUUAAUAUUUCAUAUCUCUUUCUCAAAUCUGUAUUGGUCUGUUGUAAAUUCAGUCGGGUCUGUUUUAAUCUGGACUGACUGAGUUGCACGCUGAGUCCAGUCUGGACCAACUCAUUAUCUUUACUUUUAAUUGACUUUUAAGUACAUUUUAAUUAUUGAUAAAAUAAUUGACAGUCAACUGUUUUUUUCUGAAUGCAAAAAUUGAAUCUGAAACUUUCAAACUAACACUAUGAGACUUUUAGUCAUCUUCAAAACAUCAACUGACUAUAAGUGGUGCUAAAAAAUCCAGUCGUAGCCUGCAAGUAGCAAACCCUUCAAUACCACACCCCCUACAGCAGGGGUAUUCAACUAAUGUUCAACAAGGUCCAGUUCGAGAAAAUGUUCUCAUUAAAGGUCCGAACAUCAAGUAAUGUCUAACUUGAUAUGAUUUAGUUCCAUAUGUAUUGAAGUAGCCGAGCAGUUCAUUCAACAUCUGUAUGUAGUCAACAACUGACUGUCAAAUCAAAGAAAGAAAGAAAUAAUAUCUCAACAAUAUGUAUUAUUGGUUUUAAAAUGUAACUGGAUGAAUUAUAAAUACUCUAAUAAUAAGUAAACAUCCGUAUCUCAUUUCAAUAAGGGCUGGAUUUAAAAAUGGGAGAACAAAAAUAUUCCAGAAUGAAACAAAUGUUUAUCUUAUAAAGUACUUUUUUUUAACAUAAAUAAAUGUAACUUAAUUGUCUUUGUCCUGUAGCUUUAAAUUCAGUUCAUUCAGGUGUCUAGUGAUGUCAACAAAAAACACCACGGUAUUAUAUUAUUCUCUUAUGAAAUGUGUGUGCUUGGACUAAAUCUGUUAUUAAACCACUUGUUUCUGCUC
Cyclopterus lumpus (lumpfish) is the source of this 4567-nucleotide messenger RNA. It is a transcript of the gene dpysl4, whose product is annotated as dihydropyrimidinase like 4. Gene Ontology annotation, molecular function: hydrolase activity, acting on carbon-nitrogen (but not peptide) bonds, in cyclic amides. The transcript has 15 exons. Gene Ontology annotation, cellular component: cytosol; cytoplasm. Lineage: Eukaryota; Metazoa; Chordata; Actinopteri; Perciformes; Cyclopteridae. The record is from RefSeq and is a predicted model, not a curated record. The coding region runs from base 114 to 1832 and encodes 572 amino acids.